AUGGAGGACACCCAGCAGAAAGCUGCUACCCCGGAGCCGAGCCCUGCACCCAGUCCUGCACCCAGUCCUGCUCCCAGUCCCGUCCCCAGCCCACUGCUGGACAGAAUCCCUCUGCCUUCUGCAAACCAUGUGGAGCACCUAAACGUGAACCAGAUACAGGUGGUGGUACGGCGCUGCUCGACCCCAAACGUCACUGAGGAGACCACUUAUUUUAUUCCUCGCAACCCUGUAGUGGACGCAGGCACCAACACCGACCCCCCAGUGGUCUGUUGCCCUUUGCUCCACAGGUUUUGCCCCUGUCCACCAAGAGGCCUCUUUGCCUCUCUUAUUACUAAAGUGCUGUUGGCAGCUGUGCUCUUCGGAGUGGUUUGGUCCGUCACGGAGGAGGAAUGCCUUCCAGGAGGAAAUCUGUUUGGCAUCACGGUGCUCUUCAUCUCUGCACUCAUCGGUGGGAAACUGGUGUCUCUCAUCCGUCUGCCCAGCCUCCCGCCGUUUCCACCGCUGCUGGGUAUGCUGCUGAUGGGCUUCGCGUUGAGAAACAUCCCAGUCGUAACAGACAAGGUUUACAUCAACUUCAGAUGGUCUGGGUCUCUCAGGAAUAUCGCUCUGGCUAUCAUUCUGGCCAGAGCUGGCCUGGGGUUGGAUCCAAAGGCGCUGAAGAAACUCAAAGCUGUGUGUGUCCGUGUGGCAUGUGGACCCUGCUUGAUUGAGGCCUGCACUGUUGCUCUGGUCUCUCACUUCCUCCUGGGCCUGCCCUGGGUGUGGGGCUUCAUCCUGGGGUUUGUGUUGGGUGCCGUCUCUCCAGCUGUGGUGGUGCCCUCCAUGCUGCUGCUGCAGAAAGAGGGAUACGGAGUGGAGCAGGGCAUUCCCACCCUGCUGAUGGCUGCAGGCAGCUUUGAUGACAUUCUCGCGAUCACAGGCUUCACCACAUGCUUGGGCAUGGCUUUCGCAACAGGAUCCACUUGGUACAACCUCCUCCGAGGCGUCCUGGAGGUGGCUGGAGGGAUGGUGGCUGGAAUUCUUCUUGGCUUUCUCAUUCAGUACUUCCCCAGUGUUGACCAGAAACACGUGGUAAUGAAGCGCUCCUUCUUCGUGCUGGGUCUGUCUGUCUUCGCGGUCUUCGGCAGUGACGUUGCAGGCUUCCCCGGCUCCGGAGGCCUCUGCACUCUGGUGUUGGCUUUCCUGGCCGGCCUCGGCUGGGGAGCGGAAAAAGAACGGGUGGAGGAGGUGGUGGGAUGGGCGUGGGACGUGUUUCAGCCUCUCCUCUUCGGACUGAUCGGAGCAGAAAUCCGACUCUCUCAGCUGGACGGACACACAGUCGGUCUGGGAAUCGCCUCCCUGCUCAUCGCUCUGCUGGUUCGAGUGCUGUUCACCUUCGUCUGUGUAUUGUGCGCGGGCUUUAGCAUGAAGGAAAAAAUAUUCAUCGCCCUCGCAUGGAUGCCCAAGGCAACAGUGCAGGCAGCUAUAGGCUCCAAAGCUCUGGACAUGGCCCGGGCAAUCAAAGACGACCAGCUGCAGAGGUACGGCAUGGACGUGCUGACCGUAGCCGUGCUCUCCAUCCUCCUGACGGCUCCGGUAGGCGCUCUGAUCAUAGGGCUCUGUGGACCUCGCCUCCUCCAGAGGCCCAAGAGCGCCGUCAGUGGUGAGCGAGUCAAACCCAAUCUGUCAGCUUUUUUCUUAGGCACCGCAGCAGGAGCCGAAGAUGACAAUGAAACCCCCGUCACAUACGAGAGUACGCUCUGAUGACGACCGUCAAGUGGAGAAGACGUGUAAAGAGACUCCUGACUCUUCAGACGUUUCAGCUUUACUUUAGCCACCGAGUGGCUCUCUUUGUCUCUGCAGGUCAGCUCCUGAUAUUCGCCAUCCUGCAGGAAUCCAUGAAUCACUCUGUAUUUAUAGCCCCGGGUGGUUUCUCGGCCCUUGUGCUCCAAACAAACGACCCACAUCCCGCUGUCUGCUCCGGCUCGCUGCCGGGGACAGUUCAGGGAAAACACACUUGAUGCAAAACAUACUUUAACUUAUGUUGCAGGGACAUGACUCAGCAAUCCAGUCUACAUUUUUAUGAUUACUUUUCCUAAUUUAUUGUAUUUUCAUUUAAAAAAAACUUCUUUUUUUUAAACAGUUUUCUUUUGUGGCUGUGAAAUUGAAUGUUUUGAUAUUACCACUGUUUUGUUUGGUUUAGACGCCAUAGAACAAUUCUAGUCAUUACUUUUUAUAAAGAUGUGUGUUUGUGUGUAAAUUUAUUAUUUUUUUUAUGUGAGAUUAGCGACAUGUGUUGGUGAUAAGGAUUUAUGUAGUUUACACUCAGGAAAAAAAAAAUCAUGAUAAUCCACAAGGUUGGUUUCUACACAACGCUGCUAAGAGUAAAACCGGUCGUCUAAGCUUUAUGUCCACUGUCUGUCUGGAGACAACUGUCAGAAAUCCUCAGUAUCCAUGUA
Salarias fasciatus (jewelled blenny) is the source of this 2438-nucleotide messenger RNA. Its product is annotated as sodium/hydrogen exchanger 9B2. Gene Ontology annotation, biological process: proton transmembrane transport. The coding region runs from base 1 to 1743 and encodes 580 amino acids. Gene Ontology annotation, molecular function: antiporter activity. The transcript has 12 exons. The record is from RefSeq and is a predicted model, not a curated record. NCBI's taxonomy places the organism in Eukaryota, Metazoa, Chordata, Actinopteri, Blenniiformes, Blenniidae. Gene Ontology annotation, cellular component: membrane.